CCUGAUUUGUAAUCUGCAUUCUGCUGCUCUCGCCUGUCAACGCAUCCAGGAAGAACAAUCGAUUAUCACAGCGGCACAGCCUGCGCAGGAACUCAGACAUUAUCAGAGCAGAGAUGUUCCGCAACCAGUACGACAACGACGUGACAGUAUGGAGUCCACAGGGUCGCAUCCAUCAGAUUGAAUAUGCCAUGGAGGCAGUGAAGCAAGGCUCUGCAACUGUAGGACUGAAAUCCAGAACACAUGCUGUCCUCGUUGCACUGAAGAGAGCCCAGUCUGAACUGGCUGCCCACCAGAAGAAGAUCCUACAUGUUGACAACCACAUUGGCAUCUCCAUCGCUGGACUGACUGCUGAUGCUAGGCUGCUCUGUAACUUUAUGCGUCAGGAGUGUUUGGACUCGAGGUUCGUCUUUGACAGACCCCUUCCAAUUUCACGUCUUGUCUCACUUGUUGGCAGCAAAACCCAAAUUCCCACGCAGCGGUAUGGAAGGAGGCCCUAUGGUGUCGGACUCCUCAUCGCCGGCUAUGAUGACAUGGGGCCUCACAUCUUUCAGACCUGCCCAUCAGCAAACUAUUUUGACUGCAAAGCCAUGUCGAUCGGAGCGCGUUCCCAGUCUGCACGUACCUACCUGGAGAGGUGCAUGGACAAGUUCCAGGACUGUUCUCUGAAUGAACUGGUUCAGCAUGGCCUCCGUGCUCUCAGGGAAACGCUCCCCACCGAGCAGGACCUCACCACCAAGAAUGUUUCCAUCGGCAUCUUGGGGAAGGAAAUGGAGUUCACCAUUUAUGACGACGACGACGUUGCUCCAUUCCUGGAGGGGUUGGAGGAGAGGCCGCAGAGAAAGGUUGCCCAGCCUGCAGCAGCAGCGGAACCUGCUGCUGGAGAAGGACCCGAUGAGCCCAUGGAGCACUGAGAGAGCAAACCUUACGCAGAUCUGCUCUGCAGGUUCCAGACCAACCUGACUUAAUGCAAAUCAACAGAGGAAACCUGUAGAGAAGGCUGUCGUGAUGUGCCACAUUCAAAUUAGUCUUUGCCUACAUCAACCCAUGAAAUGUUUCUUUUGUAUGGGGAAAAUAUACCAUUAUAGUAAUAAACAUACAUUUUUUGAGUUGUG
Molecule: messenger RNA, 1112 nt
Organism: Girardinichthys multiradiatus
Lineage: Eukaryota; Metazoa; Chordata; Actinopteri; Cyprinodontiformes; Goodeidae
Gene: psma1
Product: proteasome 20S subunit alpha 1
Exons: 10
Coding region: 114-911 (265 amino acids)
Biological process (GO): ubiquitin-dependent protein catabolic process
Cellular component (GO): proteasome core complex; nucleus; proteasome core complex, alpha-subunit complex
Source: RefSeq, a predicted model, not a curated record